This is a messenger RNA of Poecilia latipinna (sailfin molly), 1790 nucleotides long. RefSeq names its product relaxin-3 receptor 1-like. The record is from RefSeq and is a predicted model, not a curated record. Gene Ontology annotation, cellular component: external side of plasma membrane; membrane. Gene Ontology annotation, biological process: cell chemotaxis; calcium-mediated signaling; positive regulation of cytosolic calcium ion concentration. Lineage: Eukaryota; Metazoa; Chordata; Actinopteri; Cyprinodontiformes; Poeciliidae. Gene Ontology annotation, molecular function: C-C chemokine binding; C-C chemokine receptor activity. The coding region runs from base 259 to 1404 and encodes 381 amino acids. The transcript is spliced from 3 exons.
CCUCCAGCUGCCCUCACACCCCUCAUGAGACCAAGUCUGUCUCAUGAGGUCAGCCUGUUCUGCAGCAGCGCAGCCGGAGGAACCACACGGUGCAACGCAAAUGAAUGACGGAGCUACACAGUCAUUUCUAGCGCGGGACAGUCUGCUUCUCUCUCUUUCUGUUGACCAAUCCUGGCGCAGCGGCGGAGCGACACACCUGUAUAAAAGCGGAUUCCAGAUGGGGAUGUUCUGCGGGGCGCGUGUUGCGCGUUUUUAAAGAUGGACGAGCUCUUUAACCAAAGCGCAGCGCCGAACCAAAGUUCAGCUGGAGAUGACAAGUUCACAUUCGAGGACAUCGACGUGAGCGCGGACGGCUCUCCCAUCCUGAGGAUAUUCAUAUCGGUGGUGUACUCGGUGGUGUGCGCCAUCGGCUUGGUGGGGAACCUCCUCGUGUUCUUUCUCAUGAGGGUGCGACAGGGUCGCAAGAGAUCCACUAUAAAUGUGUUCAUCACCAACUUGGCAGUGACGGACUUCCAGUUCGUCCUCACGCUGCCCUUCUGGGCCGUGGACACCGCGCUGGACUUCAGCUGGCCUUUUGGAGGCGCGAUGUGCAAGAUCGUCCUGUCGGUCACCGUCAUGAACAUGUACGCCAGCGUCUUCUUCCUCACCGCCAUGAGCGUGACCCGCUACCUGUCCGUGGCUUCAGCCCUGAAGAAAAGGUCUUACAGAAGGUCACGGUGCGUCAAGUGGGUGUGCGCGGUGCUGUGGCUGGCCGCCACCGCGGCCACGGCUCCCACGGCCGUCUUCUCCACUGUGACGGUGGUCGCCGGAGAAAAGCUGUGCCUCCUUAGGUUUCCGGAGGGACACGACUGGCUGGCCCUUUACCACAUCCAGAAAAUACUGAUUGCUUUCGUCAUCCCGAUGUUCAUCGUUUGUGUCAAUUACAUGAUGCUCCUGCGCUUCGUCAGGCGGAAAAGCAUGGACGGCAGCAACCCCAAACGGAGAUCCAGGGUCACCAAGUCUGUCGCCAUUGUCGUUUUGUCCUUCUUCUGCUGCUGGAUGCCAAACCACGCCAUCACCUUCUGGGGCGUCUUGGUGAAAUUUAACGCGGCCAACUGGGACACGUCCUACUACACGGUGCACACGUACGUGUUCCCGGUCACGGUGUGCUUGGCACACACAAACAGCUGCUUGAACCCCAUCCUUUACUGCCUGAUGAGGCCGGAGAUCAGGAAGAUGCUGAGCGGCCUUUUUUGGAGAGUCUCCAGUCCCACUCAGAGCAAGGCUUGCGCGACGCGCUCCGUUACGCACAUAGAAACCCAGGGAGUGGUGCCCCUCCAGAUCAUUGACAACACGGAGUACACGCUGUCCAUCAUAGAUCGUAAAGGUUCAUCAAGUUCUAAGUCAAUCCCAUACACCCACUGAAUAAAAAAAAAAAAACUGCCUUUACUUAUUUAUUUAAUUUUAUUUUUUGCUCCGUCAGCUGGCAUUGCUCGUGCGUAAUGUGUUCACAAGUCUGAAAAUCACUAUAUUCUAUGUACUACGAGUCACAUGGAAUGAUCAUUCCGUGUGAAAACUAUAAAACGGUUGACCCAUUCUGUGAUUUUUCUGAGAUUAAUCUUUUCACGCUAUAAGUGACAAAAGGACUGGGACAGGACGGGUCAGCCCGGCCACAUGGAGAGGCGGAGAUAUUCACUGUCGGGCCCUAAAAUAUGAAAAAGUUUUUUGUUUUUUGUUUUUUUGUUUUUUUGCCACGAUAUUCACCAUGUAAAGCCUGACUGUAAAUAAAUUGCUUUUCCAUCAGAGGAAAA